Messenger RNA from Penaeus monodon (black tiger shrimp), 6821 nucleotides. It is a transcript of the gene Ptp99A, whose product is annotated as tyrosine-protein phosphatase 99A-like. The transcript has 18 exons. Lineage: Eukaryota; Metazoa; Arthropoda; Malacostraca; Decapoda; Penaeidae. Bases 131 to 3433 code for a protein of 1100 amino acids. Gene Ontology annotation, biological process: protein dephosphorylation. The record is from RefSeq and is a predicted model, not a curated record. Gene Ontology annotation, molecular function: protein binding; protein tyrosine phosphatase activity.
GGGCGAGGAUGGCCACUGGGACGUCGACAACGGCCACGCCACCACCAACAACUCCACCCAGUUCACGGUGGACGGCCUCUCCCCCUUCACCGUCUACUCCUUCAGGGUGGUGGCCGUCAACGCGCUGGGGAUGAGCUCGCCUUCCAAGGAAUCCUACUACAUGGUCACGCUGAGGGAGUUACCUGAAGGAAAACCGAUCUUCACGGCGGCCCACAACGCCUCCUCCACCAGCCUCCAACUGCACUGGAAACCCCCCAGCAGGAGCACCAUCCACGGCGAGUUCCUGGGCUACAAGAUCACGCUGAAGCCGAGAGACGUUCCUGAUGCACGCCAGGACCAGAUUGUUCGAGUUACUAUUAAGGACCCGACCGUCACGAAUCACGUUGUACAGGGUCUCCGCACCUACACACAGUACCUGGUGUCCCUCCAGGUCUUUAACCCUGAGGGGGACGGACCUUCCUCCACGGUGGCCGUCAUGACCGACGAAGGGAUUCCGGGUCCUCCGGAGAACCUGACGUUGCUCCGGGUGCACGACCGCUCCGUGGACCUGCAGUGGUCGCAGCCCUCGGAGCCCAACGGGGAGAUCCGGGGCUACCGCGUCUACUACAUGCAGGGCAACUACACCAGCGUGCGCACCGUCCACGCCAACGAGCCCAACAUACUCUACUCUCUCCAUGACCUCACCCCCAACACCAACUUCAAGGUGUGGACGAAGGCGUUCACGCAGCGCCACGAGGGCACGUCGUCGGUGCCGCUGACGGUGAAGACGGACGUGUCGGGUCCCGGCGCGCCCGUGAUCUCCAACCUGACGUGCCAGCCCGACGGCAACCUCUACCUACAGUGGCUGAGGCCGGCGCAGCUCUUCGGCUCCGUCGACCUGUACUACAUCUACUACAGGCCUGAGGACUCCUUCGAGUUUGAGGAGAUCGCCGUCAACUCCGUCAACAACCGCCUCGAGCACAACUUCCUCCUGACCAACCUGACCUACAACACAAUGUACGAGGUGAAGGUCCGAGGUGGCACAUACUCACGCCUCUUUGCUGAUAAUAACAAGACCUACAAGGGCCCGUUCUCGCAGCCUCGCAAGAUCCUCCUUUAUCCAGACUGCCACAAUGCCCCUCCACCAGAUGUCAGUCGCACGGGCCUGGAGAUGAGCGCAGGCAUCAUUGCGGGUAUCAUCUGUGCCACCUUCGCUAUCUUCCUCUUGGUCGUUGCUAUGAUUAUCUGGAGGCGUUUCUUCCAAGGUGCUUAUUAUUACCUGGAUGACCCCCCCAAGGCUCCCCCAGUGCUUAUGCAUGACUGGGAGAAUGACACAGGGGGUGAUGGGGCCUAUGGGCCAAUUGAUGUGCAUGACUUUGCCAAGCACAUUGCGGAGCUGCAUGCCGAUGGGGACAUAGCGUUUUCAAAGGAGUAUGAGGCCAUCCAGGCAGCCUCAGCCCAGGAACACCACCCAGCUGAGCACUCGCAGCACCCGGACAACAAGCAAAAGAAUCGAUAUCUCAACAUAGUAGCAUACGACCACACAAGGGUUCCCCUGCGCCCUCUCCCCGGACAGAAGAAGGCCAUGGAAUACGUGAAUGCCAACUACAUUGACGGCUAUGACAAACCACGGGCCUACAUUGGCACCCAAGGCCCACUGCCCUCCACCUUCGACACCUUCUGGCGCAUGGUGUGGGAGCAGCGUGUCCACAUCAUUGUCAUGAUAACCAACCUCGUGGAAAGGGGGCGUGAAACUGUAAAAAAACAGCCAAAGCUAGCUACCCAAUGCCUAGAGAAAAAGUGCGACCAGUACUGGCCCAAGGAAGGAAAUGAAAUUUAUGGCCUGAUUCAAGUGCGUCUCGUUCAUGAAGAAGUUCUGGCAACUUACACCAUCAGAAAAUUAGCUAUUAGACACAUGAAGGUAAAAUGUAAGAAGUCUGGCAGUGGAGAGCGCAUAGUCUACCAAUACCACUACACCAACUGGCCAGAUCACGGCACACCCGACCACCCACUGCCUGUACUCUCCUUUGUCCGAAAGUCUGCUGCGGCAAAUCCAGAGGAUGCUGGACCCAUUAUAGUCCACUGCAGUGCUGGAGUGGGAAGGACUGGCACGUACAUUGUCUUGGAUGCCAUGUUGCAGCAGAUUCGUGCCAAGGGACGCCUCAAUAUUUGGGGAUUCCUGAAACACAUUCGCACACAACGCAACUUCCUUGUACAGACGGAGGAGCAGUAUAUAUUCAUUCACGAUGCUCUGCUGGAAGCCAUCCAGAGUGGAGACACCAACAUCCCUCGGGCUGGUCUCAGCAGAUAUAUCAGGAUGUUGCAGGCGCCUGGAGGAUCACAGGAGAAGCCCCAGCCUUGGUAUCUUCUCUCUCACCAGUUCAAGCUGGUUACACAUUUCCAGCCAAGAGAUUUCAACGUUGUCAGUGCAGUCAAGCCAGUCAACAGAGAGAAGAACCGCAGCACAGACCACCUGCCCAUGGAGAAUGGCCGUGUGCACCUGACCCCCAAGCCAGGUGUGGAAGGCUCGGACUACAUCAACGCAACCUGGCUGAUGGGCCAUCAGAGACUACGAGAAUUCAUCCUGACACAGCACCCUCUGCCAGCCUCCAUCCUCGAUUUCUGGCAGAUGGUUUGGGACCACAAUGCGCAGACAAUAGUGGUUUUGACGGCUGUAGACGAGACUCAGGGCUAUCCGCAGUUCUGGCCGGCGCAGCAUGAUGACUUUGACUCUGAGCAUUGGAAGGUGCGUUAUUUGGAAGAGAAAUUGAAUGCUGGGUUGGUGACUGUUGAUGUAGCAGUCCAGAGUUUGCAAGAUGACUAUGAGUUACCGGUUAGAUUAAUUCACGCUCCUGGCUGGCCCCACACGCUGCCAGCUCUCACUACUACUCUCAGCCUUGUCUCCUUAGUGUCGGAGGCCCAUACUAACUACCAGAAUGGACCUUUAAUAGUUGUUGAUCGGUUUGGAGGGACGGAGGGAGCCACAUUCUGCUGCCUGACUGCCCUGAAGAACCAGGUUGACUUUGAGCAGCACUUGGACCCUUACAUGUUUGCCAAGCUUUACCACAACAGAAGGCCAAGUAUCUGGACAAGUCAGGAUGACCUCCUGUUCAUCUAUCGGGCGAUGGAAUCCUACACAGCCAGUGAAGGAAGCCACAGUGGAAGCAGCAAUGACAUGGCUGGGCUCCAUGACCCAGUGAUCACCAUGCCUCCCAUCACAACAGUGACUGCGGCACCUGCAAUGCCCAGUGCCCCCUCCCCGGUCCCUCUGACCUCUCCACCCCAGACACCUUCAGCUGCAACUCUCCCUGCCAUCAGCACACCUCCCAGUACGUGUGCGAACGGCCAAGUGCCCUCCAAUGGACAUGCAACGUUAACAGGCAAUGGUACAGUCAGAGUCCCUCCAGAAGGGAUGGAAGAUGCACCACAGGCAACAGAGAUCCCUCCAGUUUGAGUUGUUUGGACUGCCAGUUAGGUCUGUUCAAAGAUCUUGCGCUCUGUCUAAUAAACGUGAAAUGCCUUGAAGAAGUUCUGUUCUGUUCAAGAAGUGUGUUACCAAGUGUUGAACAAGUGCACAUUAUAUUCAUAUAACACUUUUUGUAAGCAUCGGCUUCACCUUAGAAAAGCUGAACCUAUUAGCAAGUAUAAGGAUUUAGUACUCCAAAAGCAUCAGAUGGCAAAAGCAGCUGAAAUGGUCAUUAGUGCUCUCACAUAAAAAGUGUGAAUUGAAGUAAUGCAUAUUACUGAUCUGAGAUUUAGACUCAACAUUGAAAACACAUCAAUGCAUUUAUUGUAUUCUAAUGAAAGACAUUGUUAGCCGUAAGUGAUGCAUUCGUCCUGGACUUUACUAAGCAGUAAAAUUUUAUUAGGUGCGCUGCCCUGCAAACCAGUGUUGACAGUAGCCAGUCUGUGCAUAAGGAAAUGUCUCCUGCCGCUGCUGCUACAAGCCUGUGUUUUAAGCUUAAGGGCAACUUUGUGCUGCUUACCCAGACAACUGCUUAUGUACAGUGUAUAGCUAGUUUUCUAAAAAGGAAAAAAUUGACCCACAGAAGGGGUCACCUUUCAUGUACAGAAUGAUUUUCAUAUGUAAUUUAUCUGUGGUGUCUUUCAUUUAUUAUAUUAUUGGUACUUCUUCACAUGCUGCUUUAUAGCUUACCUUUUCUACGUGAUUACAAAGAGAAUAAAAAAUAAGGGAAGUUUUCCCUACAUUUAAAAGACAUCUAGUCUAGUUAGUGUAAGUUAGAAAAUAGAUAUUUUGGUAUGGAGGUGCAUUUGCCUUGAUUCCAUAGUGCUCCUGAAAAAUUAUUUUUUCAUCUCUAUUUUCAUUUUAUUUAAUGAAUACAUUAUUCAUUGACCUCAUAAUGUAGCCAUUUUAUUACAGUCAUUUGUAAUGUUUAACAAAGACUCAGAAUAAGGCAAGAUCAUACACAUGAGUCCUUUGGGAGCAUUGCACAAAUGAUUCUGUUUUGUGAGUAUGACUCUUUUUUUUUUCUCUUUUAUUUUUGACACCAAGCCCUAUCCAUAAGUUCUAAGAUACCUCCCUCUUAAGGCACAAAAUAAAUUAAGAUGAUAUUUUUCUUAUAAACUACCGUAAUAAAACCUAGCCUCAAACUACGCAGCAGUAGGUGCCAGAACCUAAGAGGGACCAUAAUCAUCUCUUUGUUGAAAAGCUCUCUGUCAGCAUUUAAAUAUUGGAUGCUCUACAGGAACUUGCUAUACCUUGACAAUAUCAGUUAAAAGAAAACAUGAAGGAUUUUUUUUCUUAUUUUCAAAAAGUGAAUUGGAAAGAUUUGGGAAAAGGCACCAAAUAGCAAUUGCAGUUGUUGAAUAUUCAUUAAAUAUUUACUUCCCCUUGCCUUUAUUAUAUCCUAUGAGGUAGGAUGUAUGUACCUUAUGAAUAGGAUUGGAUCAGUGCAGUUUGAAUCUGCUUUCAUACCUAGAAGAUAUUAUAUAGAUAUUGGUUAUGUGCUAUUUAAAACACAGCUGUAGACUGCCAUUUGUUUGAAAGAUACAUUUUACCAGUUUUGUAUGAAUAAUUUAUGUGUAAACACCAAGCUUCCAUGCAAGUACAUAUUCAUGUACACACGCACACUUACAUUCAUACUCACACUCAGUCACUGUCGACCACCUCACAUAACACAGGACAAAUCCAAAUGAACAUAUAGACCAUAAAAGCACAAACUGUUGUUUACAUAUACAUGUAGUAUUAUCAUUGUUUCUUAGGAGUUUUGCAGAGAGACUUAUUAGUUAUUCUGACAUUGAAAUUUGCAUUGUUUACAGUUUGAGUACAAAGAUAUUUUUUUUAUUUUUUUUUUUUUUUCUUUCUUUCUUUUUUACUUCCAUAUUUAUAGACUAUGAACUAUAUAUCAGUUAACUGUUUAUGAUACCAUAUCCUUUUUUUUUUAUUCCUUAUUUUUUCUCAGUGUAAAUUAUAUUUUAUCUUACACUUGUUAAGGGACUUGUUAGAUGAUUAACUACAAGAAACCAGUGACAAACAGGAAAUGAAGUGAAAUAGAAGAUAAAAAUAUUAGUUAUAAUGAACCAAAUAUUUAAUUUACUUAUUAUAAGCAUUGUAAUAUCUGUAAGCAGAAAGGUUGCCCCUACAAGUCUCAUUAGCAUGAAUUGAAUAAGCACAGAAGUAAGAUAUGCAUAAAAGCAAUUGAAUUUUUCAGGUAAACACAUGCCAGUGUUUAAUAUCUUAUUUUAGAAGAUGGCUUUCAAAUGUUCAUGUGAAUUUAAUUUAGAAUGUAAUUUAAAGGUAAAGGUUAAAAUACAAAAAUAAGGGCUGAAGUGAAAUAUCAGUGCAAUGUUGAUGAAAUGUAACGCAGUUUUGUGGGUAACACUCAAAAGAUGGUGUACAUAAAUGCUUCAAGGAGAAAGAGCAUCAUCCAUAGGUGACAUCACCUAUUGACCCAUCGUUACCCCAUGCCCUUGGUCAUGGCCUGUCAGUAUUGUGGACAUUCCCACAUGUUCUUGGGUGCAGUGACAAUAUACAAAGCAUAAGCAGCUAGUUGUGAGUAGACUGUGCUUUGUUUUAGCUGUGGUAAGCUCUGGUAAUAAUAAUUUUCUCAUUGUAAGGGUUUUUCAGUGAAUCCUUGGAGCAUUUAAUAUUCAAGUGUGCUUGAAAUUUGUAUGCUAAUGACCAUCAUAGAUCUUCACACAUCACCAAAUAGUUUUGUAUGUAAUACUGCAGUUUGUGUGAUACAGCCCUAGUGAUCUCUGCAAAAGGCCGUUGUUAGGUUGUGAAUGAAAGUUGCAGAUGUCAUCGGCAUAUCACACAAGCCAUUUUUUUAAUCACCCUUCCAAAGAAUUAAUGGCAUGUAAAAAGCAUUUUUUUAUGUAAAUAUUUGUACAGAUAGAAUUUGUUAGAACUGUGUACCUCAUGGCUUAAGUCUGUCUAGGCUGAGUGCAGCAACUGGGUAUGUGUGUGUUGAGUUAACUUACUCAUGGAGAGUUUUCAUUAUAAAACUAUAAUGUUUAUGAUUAUUACAGUACAUAUAAAAGUGUAUUUCAUAAAUGGAUUUUCAGGUGGGUUUCAGUGUUAUCACUUGGUAGCAGUGUGUGAUGUUUUCCAGCAAUGCGCUUGAUCAUGCAACACGUGCUGUGAUCAAGAGAGAACUGUACAUUUGACAAAAAUUUAGUUAACAGAUACAUGUUAAACUGCACCAGAGCCUGGUCAUGGAAGAUUACUUUGUGAUUUAGAUCAUAGCUUACUGUUCCUACUGUGUGUGUCCCUGAGUAAGGUGCUGACAGCCUCUAUGUAGACUGACGCUCUUUACUCUGCCAGUCAUUAUAUUGGAUAUAAAGGAGUUAAUAAAAAGACCAAUAAAGUGAGUGUAAUA